AUGCUCGAAUAUCAGCGUGAAGACUGCUCUUCACGCAGUGUGAUGCUAGCUUCGAGUCUUUUCUGCAGCUGCGGGACCCCUUUCGUGGAUAAGUAUAGACAUGCACCCUGCUAUCACGUGAUCUGCAGCAACUGCGUAUUACGCAACCCUUCGCGCGACAAAUGUCCCGUGUGCAACGCACGAAGUGAAACACUUCAGCUCAUACACCCAAACGAUGCUCUACACAUUUGCACGUCUAACGGAUGCAACAAGGCGUUUCUCAAUUUCCAAAGCCUCAGAGGACACGCCAGCAUAGCACAUGAGAUUGACGUAGAAUCUGCAGUGGAAUUUUACACCCACACUGGUGAUGCUACUGUGCAGUUUGGUGACGUUCAGAGAAUACUGCAAGAUCCCGUCAGUAGCGUCACACAAAAUGAAACGGACGAACCCGAACAGGAAGACGUCGAUAUGAAAACUGAUCAAGCCAUGGAAGCAAAGCCAAAACGCUCGCAGAACGUCGAAAAGUCCACGUUGGUGGAGGAUAAAUACAGAGAGCGGCAGCAAGCUGACGACCUCGAGGAGCUUAUGUGA
Molecule: messenger RNA, 570 nt
Organism: Babesia ovata
Lineage: Eukaryota; Apicomplexa; Aconoidasida; Piroplasmida; Babesiidae
Product: zinc finger containing protein
Exons: 3
Coding region: 1-570 (189 amino acids)
Source: RefSeq, a predicted model, not a curated record